Molecule: messenger RNA, 489 nt
Organism: Fusarium proliferatum ET1
Lineage: Eukaryota; Fungi; Ascomycota; Sordariomycetes; Hypocreales; Nectriaceae
Exons: 1
Coding region: 1-489 (162 amino acids)
Source: RefSeq, a predicted model, not a curated record
AUGGCCUCUCAGGAGACUGUCUCCGAGAGCCCGUCAAAAAACAUCCAUGAAUUCCUCCAACGUCAUCCUCAGGUCGGCAGAGGCGCCGCUGGGAAAGCCGAACUGGACAAUCUCCACCAGGGCCGCGAAACAUUCUGCAUCAACUGCAAGAUCUUCGAUAACGCUGUUCUUCACCGAGACUAUGAUUGUGAUUCUAUGAAACUCGUCUUGGCCUACGUCUACGUCAACGAUGAGCAGGCUGUGGAGGACUCUGUAAAGGACGCUGAAGUCUUGGUUUGUGAUUGUGGUGUUGGGAGGGAGGAAGGGCCUGAUCAUCAUCUCCAUGAGUUUAUGAGGGUUGCGGAACCGGAUUGUAAGGUUCAUAGGGAGGGGGAUUCAAAUCUGGAGUGUAAGGAUUGUCGACCUCUGUGGUUUGGGAGUAAUUGUCGCGGGGUGAAGGGGUGUGAUCGAGGAUGGCUUUGGGGCAUGGGUGUUAGUUGGGCGGGAUAA